UUCUGUUUACCCACAAAUCAAAUCGGAAAAAUAAAUUGAAAAACAAGAGAGGAGAGCAGAGCAGAGCAGCAAACCCUAGGCUAGGAGGAGGGCCUUAUUUCAUCUAUGAACAACAAAAACCCUAAUUAAUUCCUUCAAUUAAGGCCACAAACUGCAUUAUUAUCUCGUUUUCUUGAGAGAUAUAGACAGAGAGAGAGAGAGAUUGUAAAUGGAGGGAACACCGCAUCCUAUACCGCGUACCGUUGAAGAAGUUUUUAGUGAUUUCAAAGGCAGACGCUCUGGUUUAAUCAAGGCUCUUACUUCUGAUGUUGAGAAGUUUUACCAGCAGUGUGACCCUGAUAAGGAGAACUUGUGUCUCUAUGGACUUCCAAAUGAGACAUGGGAAGUUAACCUGCCUGUGGAGGAGGUGCCCCCUGAACUUCCUGAGCCUGCACUAGGUAUAAAUUUUGCCAGGGAUGGGAUGCAAGAGAAGGACUGGUUAUCCCUUGUUGCAGUUCACAGUGAUUCAUGGUUGCUUGCUGUUGCAUUUUAUUUUGGUGCACGUUUUGGGUUUGGUAAGAAUGAAAGGAAGAGGCUUUUCCAGAUGAUAAAUGAGCUCCCCACAAUAUUCGAGGCCGUGUCUGGAAAUGUUAAGCAACCUAAGGACCAAACUGCCACUCACAACAACAGUGGCAAAAGCAAAUCAAGUGGGAAGAUGCAAUCCCGGCAACCUGAGUCCCAGACUAAGGCUAUAAAGGUAUCUGCACCACCCAAGGAAGACUAUGAGAGUGGGGAAGAGGAAGAAGAAGACGAUGAACAGGGUGCUACUUGUGGAGCAUGUGGUGAAAGCUAUGGAACUGAUGAGUUCUGGAUUUGCUGUGAUAUGUGUGAGAAAUGGUUCCAUGGAAAAUGCGUCAAGAUUACACCUGCCAAAGCUGAGCACAUCAAGCAGUACAAGUGCCCAAGUUGCAGUGGCAAGAGAGCUAGGGUUUAAAGUUAGAUGCUGGAAGUCAAAGAUGAACAUCAUUUAAACAAAGCAGACAAGGGGUAGAAGUUUUUCUUUAACGUUUUUAAAGUUGAUCAGAACCAGUUGUCCACUUUAGUCAAUGAAUUUGAAUAACUGCAGAUUGGAUUUCUAAGUUUGGCUACUCAUUGUUCCUUCUGUCUAAUUUUCUUCGGAAUUGUGCUGUUAAAUAGUUGGUGGCAAUUGUAGCUAUUUUCUUCAUA
Molecule: messenger RNA, 1206 nt
Organism: Populus trichocarpa (black cottonwood)
Lineage: Eukaryota; Viridiplantae; Streptophyta; Magnoliopsida; Malpighiales; Salicaceae
Product: PHD finger protein Alfin1
Exons: 5
Coding region: 209-973 (254 amino acids)
Biological process (GO): regulation of DNA-templated transcription
Cellular component (GO): nucleus
Molecular function (GO): transcription coregulator activity; histone binding; transcription cis-regulatory region binding
Source: RefSeq, a predicted model, not a curated record